Molecule: messenger RNA, 1053 nt
Organism: Endocarpon pusillum Z07020
Lineage: Eukaryota; Fungi; Ascomycota; Eurotiomycetes; Verrucariales; Verrucariaceae
Exons: 2
Coding region: 1-1053 (350 amino acids)
Biological process (GO): ubiquitin-dependent protein catabolic process; protein polyubiquitination; positive regulation of proteasomal ubiquitin-dependent protein catabolic process
Cellular component (GO): cytoplasm; ubiquitin ligase complex
Molecular function (GO): ubiquitin conjugating enzyme binding; zinc ion binding; ubiquitin protein ligase activity
Source: RefSeq, a predicted model, not a curated record
AUGAAAAUUGAGUCGGUCUCAGUUGGGUCGAGUAAGUCUCAGGGAGACUUGCAGACCCCAGCAACCAGCGCAAGCAGCAUACCUCGCCUCUUCGGACGAAAGUGUUCGACAUGGGACCGAGAGGAAAUCAGAGAAAUACUUGACUAUUUCCAGGUCGAACAUUGGCGAAAAAAGAGGAAGACUACGCUCUUUGACCUUAUGUGCCACAGGGUCGUGCAAGAUCGAGGGGUUGAUGAAUCUGCCAUUCCUGCAAUAAGGCUUUUGAGAUUCAUACGUGAUGAUGACGGUGCAACCACGCAGCCACUCAUAGGUGCAAAGCCCCGAGGAGGUGUCGAAAGCGAAUCCGAGAAUGGGGGCAGCAGUGGCACAGGAAAUUCUCAAAACUCGUUGAAGCGAAAACGCGACGAUAUGGACGCUCCACGAAUCACGAAUCUCACGGACUAUUGGCCAGGACUGCCAGUCCAGAAUUGUGUGGUCUGUAGUACGGAGUUGCUUCGUACCGUGAACACGCCCUGGCGCCGUAUAACAUCAGGUUGUGCCCAUCGAAGCACGAUUUGCCUCGCUUGUUUGCAGCAACAUGUCGAGAAUCAGCUUGAAAUGAACGCGGUGAACACAAUACCCUGUCCUAUGUGUCAUGCAACAUUGAGUCCUGCUGACAUCCAAGCCUGGAGCAAUCCGGAGUUUUUCGAUCGAUACGGGCGCAUUUCCGUCCAGCAGGCAAUGCAUGAAGGCCUCAAUUUCCGCUGGUGCGCCGCACCUGAUUGCCAGAAUGGUUUCCUUUGCGAUCCAGAAAGCGAAUCCUAUGCGACCUGUGAUGCAUGUGGACGCAUGACGUGCCUCAACUGUGACGUAGACUACCACGGAGGCAUUUCAUGCAAAGACUUUCAAGAUCAGAGAACAAAGGCCGAAGAAGAAGUCCGCUUGAAGCAAGAACAGGACCAGCAAUCCAUGGCAGAGGUAACUCGGAUUUCUGUCAGAUGUCCUGGAAAUGGAUGUGGAACCCCUAUCGAAAAGGCCGAUGGAUGUGACCACAUGACCUGCCAAGUCCUCUGA